Malaya genurostris is the source of this 617-nucleotide messenger RNA. It is a transcript of the gene SmD2, whose product is annotated as probable small nuclear ribonucleoprotein Sm D2. The record is from RefSeq and is a predicted model, not a curated record. The transcript has 2 exons. Gene Ontology annotation, biological process: RNA splicing; spliceosomal snRNP assembly. The coding region runs from base 167 to 526 and encodes 119 amino acids. Gene Ontology annotation, molecular function: RNA binding. NCBI's taxonomy places the organism in Eukaryota, Metazoa, Arthropoda, Insecta, Diptera, Culicidae. Gene Ontology annotation, cellular component: precatalytic spliceosome; catalytic step 2 spliceosome; U2 snRNP.
UUCUGUUAUUGACGUUUGGCUCCGACGAUUUUCAGCGUCUUCUGCAAAGCCGCUCACUAUUUUCUAUUGGAUUGAAACCUUCAAAAAUAACGUUUUCCCCAUUAACUUUAUUGCCAGUUAUAAGGAAUUUUAGUUAUACUCAAAUAUCUGGCCACAUCGAACCAACAUGGCUCUUACCAAACCAAAAUCAGAACUGACACCGGAAGAGCUGGCCCGCCAGGAGGAGGAAGAAUUCAACACCGGACCGCUGUCGGUGUUGACCCAAUCCGUGAAGAACAACACUCAGGUACUAAUCAACUGCCGUAACAAUAAGAAACUGCUGGGUCGGGUUAAGGCCUUCGAUCGUCACUGCAACAUGGUUCUGGAGAACGUUAAGGAGAUGUGGACCGAAGUUCCGCGGACUGGCAAGGGCAAGAAGAAAGUCAAGCCUGUCAAUAAGGAUCGAUUCAUUUCGAAAAUGUUUCUCCGCGGAGAUUCUGUCAUUCUGGUGUUGCGAAACCCUCAGGCCACGGCAGCCGGAAAGUGAAAUCUUCAGUGAAUACGAACCGAUAUAGUUUUAAGAUUUAUUCAAUAAGAACGAAUGCGUAUUUGAAAUAAACUGAAUUUCCAAAAUCAAA